CUCGCCUCGGCGCCGCGCCCGGACGAGCCGCACUCAACUUUAUUUCGUGACAACUACAACGUGUGUUAACUUUAUUGCCCUGUGUUUUAUAACAAUUUUCCGGAGUUUCACUUUAAAUUAAUUUGAAUAGACCUUGCAAAUAUUCGUACGGAAAGUGGAAAAUAAACUUAUUUUUUCGGAUUUUUGGAAUUAGCGGACUUUGAACGUGUGGGCUUAAAACUUGGUGGUUUGGCGAUGCGAGUUCGGAAACAUUCGAGAUAGUAAAGUGUUGUCAAAGUUAGACAAGAUUGUUUUGUUUUAUUUUGGGAUUGUGAUGGUACGGUGAGCGGGCGCGCUGGGGGCGAUCGAGCUGUGCGCGGGGCGGGGGUGGCGAGCGCUGGAUGCGGUAGGGGCGGCGAGCGGCGGCGGCGCGGGCCCCGCCGGCGGCGCGCUGGCGAUGACGGUGCAGCGCGAGGAGCGCGAGGCGCGCGCGCCGCGGACCCGCUUCAUGAUCACGGACAUCCUGGACGCGCCGCCGCGCGACCUCAGCGCGCAUCGCGACUCCGACUCCGACCGCUCUGCUACCGACUCACCAGGAGUCAAAGACGAUUCAGACGAUGUGUCGAGCAAGAGUUGCGGAGGCGACUCAUCGGGGCUGGUGAAGAAACAAAGGAAGGCGAGAACAGCCUUCACGGACCACCAGCUGCAAACCUUAGAGAAGUCCUUCGAGAGACAGAAGUACCUCAGCGUGCAGGACCGCAUGGAACUGGCUGCGAAACUAGGACUAACAGAUACGCAGGUCAAAACCUGGUAUCAGAAUAGAAGGACAAAAUGGAAGCGACAAACAGCGGUCGGGCUUGAACUUCUAGCUGAAGCCGGCAACUAUGCAGCCUUCCAGCGGCUUUACGGCGGCUACUGGCCGGGAGUGCCGGCGUAUCCAGCGCAACCAGCGCCCGCAGCCGCUGACUUGUACUACAGGCAGGCCGCUGCAACCGCUGCAGCCGCUGCGUCGGCCAGCGCUAACACGCUGCAGAAGCCAUUGCCUUACCGGUUAUACCCCGGUGCACCGCUAGGAGGUGUCCCGCCUCUCGGGCUGGGCCUGCCAGGGCCGUCAGCACACCUCGGCUCCCUGGGUGCGCCGGCGCUGGGCGCGUUGGGCUACUACGCGCAUGCGCGUCGGACGCCCUCGCCGGACCUCGACCCGGGCAGCCCCGCGCCCCCGCACCGCUCCCCUCCCGACACCCCCGCCGACAGGCGCUCCGACGAUGAAGACGACGAUGAGCCCAUACAUGUAUAAUGUGAACAAACCUAAAGUGAAAAAUUCUAUCCGAGUGCUUAUAACUUUCCCAAGAACAAAAGUGUUAUCAAAAACAAAGUGAUAAACUCUAUAUUGAUGAGUGCUUUGGAUAUAAAGAAAGAAGCCAUAGUUCGGUCGUCUUACCUGUUUGGUUAUGGUUUCUCUUGACUCAGUUUCGUCCGCUGCACUAUUGUUUUGCACGAGAAUUUCCCGUUCGGAAAUGACCUGUAUUACGAAUAUUAUUUUCUUGAGACGGACAUUGACUGUCCGGGAUAUUAUGUGAUAUUAUAAGCCCAGAUUUGAUAUAAGAACUUGUAAAAUAUAAUUGAUGUUGUGUUAACUACUUAUUGAUAAACUAGUGAUUAGACAAAGCUUUGUAAGUUACAAUAGAAAGUAAAUAAAUAAGCUGGAAUGGAAACACUCCGCUGUCGAUUAAUUUAUAUGUAAGAAAUGUUCCACAAGGUUCUCCACAGUGUUGCAUCUUCGUGAUAACAAAAUAUUAUCCAUAGAGUCGUAAACAAUACCAGUGAUCUACGAUUGCCAUCUCGCGAUCUCAUCUCAAGGAUUGAUCUGUCUUGACUCACCUACAGCCUUCGUUUUUCGACCACUAUAACGUGCCCUCAGACGCCAGUCUAUAGAUUUAACUUGUGUUAAUUGCAAUUCCGUAUGAGAUAUUUUCAUAACGAUGAGAUAACGAGAUUGAGUCUACACAAUUACGUAAAAGAUGAUUGUUUCGAGAGCAAUGUCGGAAACUUUGGCAUUAUGUAACAAACAAAAGAGGAACGGCAAUCGUUAGCGACAAACAAAUGAAUGUCACCGCGAGUGAUAUCAUAUUAUGAGCGUGUGAUGUGGCACUGCAGCACCCUGUAUAGUACUAGUGAGUCGGAACAACGCCACGACAUUGUGCAAACAUACUGUAUAUUAUAUUAUAAAUAUAUAACUAUUCAUAUAGGUACGAUGUAUGUAUUGUUAGUAUUAAAUACACAACUUAAAGUAUUAAAUGUAUGUAAUAAAGUACCUAAUGCUAUAAUAGAAAUAACACAGCGAUGUACUUAAGCAAUCAGAGAUGUGGCAUUUUAUGUCCCAUAGAUUUUGUGGUGUUUUGUAAUUAAAAUGUUGUCAAUUAAAA
This is a messenger RNA of Helicoverpa zea (corn earworm), 2405 nucleotides long. RefSeq names its product homeobox protein B-H2-like. Bases 437 to 1276 code for a protein of 279 amino acids. The record is from RefSeq and is a predicted model, not a curated record. NCBI's taxonomy places the organism in Eukaryota, Metazoa, Arthropoda, Insecta, Lepidoptera, Noctuidae. The transcript is spliced from 4 exons. Gene Ontology annotation, biological process: regulation of DNA-templated transcription. Gene Ontology annotation, molecular function: DNA-binding transcription factor activity, RNA polymerase II-specific; DNA binding.